GAAGAUGUAGGUUGUAAACAAAUCGAUAUUCAAAUACGACGUAAAGCAGUGUAGUGUUAUUAAAAUGGAGUUUAUUUAAGUUUGAGAGUGCUUUACCUGCCCACGAGGAGAGUAUCAGUUCUGGUAAUAUAAGUAAAUGAGUAUCAAAAUGCCCACGUACAGAGUUCAGAACCUUUAUAACAUAUGUCUGAAUAGCAUUGUGUGUAAUGUCAACUUUUGGUUGAAACUGAAGAAGGACCAUGACAAAAAUGGGAAGAAAUACAGCCCAUUUAGCGUCUUGCCUGCAUCAUUGGAGCAAGAACUGCUGGACACUUAUGUGCGCAUUCAUAGUCUACCUGACAGGUAUAACUUCUGGCUGGAGCAUCAGGAAAAGUGGAGACUGUUUAUAACUGAACACAUCAGUAGACUUGCAAUAACAGAUUACACAGAGAAGGCAAGCCUCCUCCAUAUUGCUGCAACAUGUAGGAACCUGAAGUACCUUGACAUCAAGAAUGUAUAUGAAGCUCUCCCAUGUCUCAAAACAAUAGCACCUUGUUUGAAAACAGUUGUUUCACUUAACUUUGUGACAAUGGCACAUAUUAACAGCACCACACUGAAGUAUAUCCGGAAUCAUUGCCCAAAUCUCAGGUUUCUUGGAUUACGAUCAUGUGUUCUCAAUGACAAAGCAUUGGGGCAUCUGAAGCAUAUAAAUACUCUCACAGAGCUCGACAUAAGGGACACAGAGGUUACAGCAUCAGGCAUAUGUCUUGUUUUAAAACACAACCCUCAGCUGCGUAGCUUACAUCAUCCAGAGGUAGUGCGUGGGCUCUAUAAAAUGCAUUCCUCUCGAACUUGGUUGGUACGUGUAGAGUCGAGUCUCUUGUCUUCUACUAUGAUGUCAUAUCAGUUGAGAGACAUUGAGUUUGAGAUAUCAAAGAAGGAUAAUCCUGGAAUGUUAGCUGUAGUUGUUUCAUCAUGUCCAGCUAUUGAACGAGUCCGUGUUGAAGUUGAUGCCAGUGCUCCAGCUGACUCACUCGCACCUUUAGCGAAACUUCAAUAUUUGACAGAGCUAGAUGUCCAGUGCUGUGGUGACAGUACACACAAAGGGUGGGAUGACCCUGCUUCAGCUGCUAUAAAUCUGUUUGCUUGUAGUAUUGUGCCAAUUUUAGAAGCUCGUGGCAGAAAUCUGUAUGCUUUCACACUGGAGGGAAUUGUUUCUGUUGAUAUGCAGCUGAUUGAACACCUCUGCCCUAAUUUAGUAAGCUUAGGUUUAUACUACAACUCUUAUUUGGAAGAAUCAUUUAUUAUCCCUGAAGAUUUGACUCUUUCAAAGCCAUUUCCUGGGCUUCGCAGACUUCUAUUUGGCUCUAAUUCUGGAGACAGUGAUUUUCCAUCAGAAUAUUUGGAAUGGCUGCUGUCAAAUCAAGAUUUGGAAGAACUUUCUCUCUCUGGCUCACCUCUUUUUAAUAUUGAGUUAUUCAAUAACGCAUUUGCAAAUUCUUCUGCGUAUCCAAACUUACGUCGUCUUGAAUUAGAUUACUGCAAUGUGACCGCUGAUGUUAUAAUAGAGUUUUUAUAUCAUUGUGGUCGUAAAUCAUUACGAGAGCUCAGUAUUUGUGGCCCAUUUGUAAGAGAACAAGCAGCACCAUCUCUUUGUUAUAUACUCUGUGAAAAAUUGGAUGUUCAACUUGAGGCAUACUUUUAUUCAUUUGUGAAACUGAAAAAGAGACUAGUUCGAUACAAGCAGGAUCUCACUUGCAUCAGUUCAGAAUUGGACAUGAUAUCACUUCACAACAAUUUCGACCAUUGCCGUCUGAUAGAGUUUAUUGAUCCUAACUGAUGCAGUGGUGAGUCUUGCAAUUAUUAAUUUGUUGUUUGUACUAGUCGUUACCAAAAGAGUGACUGUGAGAUAAAUGUUAAAGAUUUGUCAAGGAAGUUACAUACCCUUCUCUGUGAUUAUGGAAUGUGAACAUAUCAUUCUUUUCCUAAGCCAAAGAAAUAUCAUUUUCAGUUAGAUCAUAAAUUACAUAUUAGUAUGAAUUAUCCAGAAAUCAUACAUCCAUUGAAAUAUUUGAAAUCAUUUUUUAGUUUUGCCAAAGAUGUUACUAGUCUCUCUAUUGAACAAAAUGUUUCAAUUCAUAUUAAAAUAGUAAUUCCACUAUUAAAAAUUUUGUACUUUAUAAGUAACUGGAUGGUUAAAAUUAUUUGUUAUUUUUAUAUUGUGAACAUUUUGUCAACUAUUUUGACCAGGGAAAAUAUUAAGAUAUUUAGCUUCCUUAAACAACUCAUGUAUAUCAACUCAGUCUGAUGUAGAAUUGUCAUGAGUUCAAAUACUUCUUAUAUAUGUGUUUGAAACACUUUCUUCUUCCAGCGCAUGAGUACUGCAAUUUUAUAUGCACAUUUAUACAACUGUAUAAAUUCAUUCCCUGCAUAUGAAUUUGGUGAAGAGGCUAUUAAAUCUCAACCAUACACUAGAUAAUGUUUAUGUAAGAAGGAAAUGUGUGCCAUUUGGAAUUGUGGCCAAAGUAUCCAGAUAGUGUCCUGUUCACUGCUAAUUUAGUUUUUCAACAAUUCCCACCUCACCUACCAAAAGAAUGUCCACAUUUACAUGUGAACACAACUAAUUCAGUGUUUCACAUGACCAUGCUCAAUUUUGAUAAUCCUAAUUACUGCUUCGUGCACAUAAUUUGGAUCCAACUCAUAUUUUAAACAGUCAGGAUUCCAAGUGGGACAGUGUUUGUGUUUGACAAAAAUACGUGCAGUAUUCUAAAACUACUUACAUAUUGCAGUUGCGCAGUGUAUUUUUUGGAGUAUUGUGCCAGUACGCGCAGAAUCUCAAUUAUAGACCUUUGUGUCAUUAUUCACGAGUUUCUAUUUAGGGAAUUGUAUGUUCCGCAUCAGACUGAUGUUGUUGUUAUAGAACGUAGCACCAGUAAAUGUAAUGGAAUAUUUGUAUCGUGGUAGUACCUAAAUGUGGUUGUAUAAUAGUGCAGUUUUAUUAAUAUUUGAAUCUCUGCUAAAUGUAAAAAUUUUAGCUGAAGUGAAAGAUAGAAAGAAAGAAAGAAAGAAAGAAAGAAAGAAUCACAGGGAGAAUAAACACUUGUAGCACUACUUCAUUUGAGACCAUGGGAAACGGAUAAUUUGGAUAAAACUGAUAUGUCAGCAGGUGAAAUAUGCAAAUAUCUGUUUACUCAUUAGAUCAUGAAGAGGAAAUGUGUUUUUGAUGCUUGUUAUGACUAUACUCUUUUAUCUUUUAUGAAAAUGAGCACUGUAUAACAAAAAUUGUAGCACAAAGUGGACUAUGUAUGUCAGAUUUUGUUUAAAAUAUAAUAGUGUAUCUAAAUAUUUAUUGAUGUAAACUUGUUGUUAUGAAAAUGUCAACUUGAUGUUCAGUGUGUAAUGGAAUGUAGUUACCAAACAAGAAAACAAGUAGGUGUAGAGAGCUGUCCAUUGGUGUUAUAUCUGAAAUACCGUAUCUUGCAUACAGUUGGAGAUAUGCUUAAAAAUGAAACAAAAAAAUACUGUUGUCAUUAUGUUUUGAAGUCUUAUUUGUUGUAUCUAGUUAAGCUGCAAAUGUACUGUCAGUAAAAAGAAAUAAAUUCCUAAUUAUUCCUGUAAACAACUUCAGGUGGUCUGUUGUACCUUGAUGGGAAACUAUAAUUAAAAACAUUUGUCUUAAGUGUAAUAUUCUUCAUAUGCAACACAGCUGGGAAUGUAUUAUAAUUUUCCAGUUUUCUAGUGUCCUGUCUGUAAUAUGAUUAUUUAUAAAUUGAAAAUUUGCUUUACUUUUAUUAUUAUUGUUGUUGUUGUUGUUGUUGUUUCUUCAGUGGCUUUGUGAAAAUAUUCACACUUAAGUUCGUGAGCACAGCUGCUCAUUUCCAUGUAAUUUGGUUUGUAUGUGCACAUUUAUCACUCAAUGGUGAUAGUUCAAAUAUUCAUUUCUGGUAGUGAUUGGUUGUUGGAGACAAACCACAAUAGUUCACCAUUUCUUUUGUGGGCAAAACAUUACAGCUCCUAGUCAUAUAUAUAUAUAAUUAAGGGAUAUAAGAUUGAUUUGUAAAACCUGGUUCCACAUUGUACAAUGCUAUGUUCAAUGAAAAGUAGAGUACUUUUUAGCAAUUGUACUGUGUUACAGUGAAAAACUUACCUUCAUGUGCAUAAAGCUAUUAUGUGCUAUUUGGCAACCUGCUUUGUUGUUCAGAAGUCUGCAGAGAAGUUGGGUAGCUGUUGAUAAUGUUUCUUUCAGGAGUUGAGUUCAGUAAUAUGUUCGUGGUUGUGUUUUGUGGUCAUCUUCAUGGUGACAGUUAAAGAGAAGACAUUCCUGUUGAAUUUUAGACUUUAUUAUUAAUAGUUUCUGCUACAUUAUACUAAUAUUUCAUGCUAAAAUGUAUUAAUAAUGUUUGUGUCAAGGACCAAAGUCUUUGAAAAUGGUUCUGUAGUAUGUAGUAUUAUUCACCUUGUCUGAAAAGAUGCUCUGAGCAAAUCUGGUCUUUACAACAUGGUGUGUCAUGAAAAUGUUGGUUUUGGUGUUUUUGCUAUGAAACACAACUUCAGCAGGAACAUGGUGCUGUUAUGACACUUAGAACUAGUUCUUUAUCUUUUAAUAUGGGAGUGGAUGGUAUUGACUAUUAUUGUGUGGUUGAAAUUUAUUUUUUGUUUUUGUUUUUCUUAGUGACUACGACAUACUUUGAUUUCAUGUCUUUGCUUUUCAUCAUCAUCAUCAUCAUCUUUUUUUACUACUUUCUUGACUAUAUUGAACACACAAAAUUUUGUUACAACCCUGUGUAUAUCGUGUUAAACAUGAAUUUUGAGAAAAGAAUUCUGUGUGGCCAAAAAGUCACAGAUUUACAUAAAAAUAUGUUAAGUGACAUAUCCUGUUCAUAAAUUUGCCUGACCAUGAUCUUUUUAGGGCCUUUAUGACAUGAUUAAGAAAAGGUAUAAUAUUGAUCAUCAUGGAUAUUCACUGAAGCACAUAAUUUAUGUGCUGAAUGCAUCUUGUAUUUUAUUUGAAAAUGUAAUACAAUCUCCAUACAGUUCUUUGUAUACUAUAUUCAUUAUUGUGAUCUCAUGAAAGUAACCAGUAAAUUUCAGACCAAACACUGCUGAUAACAGUUGCAAAUAAAUGAUUCCAAUGUAUUAAAAAUAAUUGAUAGCACCAGGUACUUUGAAUAGACAGACAAUUUUCUCAAUGUAAUUUUGUUAUUUUCAGUUGCAAUGAGAAUGUAUCGAGCAAUUAUAAAUAUUUGCCUGGGGAAGAGUGACACUGCCUCAUUUAAUCUCCUUCCUCCACGUGCUCUCCCAAAAUCCAUUCCUGUCAUAUCUGGCAUCACCAUCUCUCCUCUUUGCUGUAACAGAUCUGAAAGUAUAUAGUUGCUUUUUUCAUAUAUUUUAAUAUAAUUUUAUACUUUAUAAGAAAGCUGUUUCAAUAGCAAUAUUUUUUGACUUGCAUUUUAUUUUAUGCAAUUUUUCUUGCACUCACAUGGUUAACAGAUGGAAUAAGAUAGACUUUGUUGUUUUUCUCAUUCAUUUUGGCAACAGCCAAAGGUGUAUCCAUGAAACUGAUAUUCAGUGUUUUAUUUUCCUUUAUUUUUCAUGCGAGAGACACUAUGUGCUUGUGCUAAAGUUAGUAACUGUUGUCUCAUGUGUCAGUAUAGUGUAUGAUAAUUUAUAUUUUUGUAUAAAGUGGUCUUACAUUUGUUUUAUAAGGCAGCUGAUAGAUGAAUGAUUUGCUUAGUGAUACUUAAGCUUGUGCUUUCAAAACAUUUGAUCUCACUUUUGUCAUUGUCACCUUUUCAGCUACUUCUUUGUAUUCUUUCUUUUUUUGUAUCAGGUCUAAAGUUGUGCUGUUAACAUUGUGCAUAAUUUAACUCUGUAAUGUAUUUUACUAUCUUGAAUGCAAAUGCAGCUGCAGCUUGAUGGAAUUUUUCGAGACCUUUCCAUUGUUAUGUGCAAUCUCUUGUAAUUGUAUUAUUUGUUUAUGGUCUGAUUAUUUGAUAGAUGUUACCAUAUGGUAAAACAUUUAUUUCAAUAACAUCUUAGUUAUACACAUUACAGUGUAGCACUGUGUGGCACUUCCUGUGGUGACUAUGUUAAAAUGAUGCAUGUGAUUUUUAAAAUGCCUAAAAUCAUGAAACAAAAUUUGUUUGAGUACUAUGCUUCUGUUCAGGCACAAUAUUGAUACUUCAAUGGAGUAAUUGUGUUAGGGAAGAUUAAUUAACACCUAAUAGUCACAUAAAUAUGAUGAUGCUUGCUCUAGCUCAACUAUUGAACUCUAAUACAUAUUGUGCAUAUAUGAAAAACACACACAGUCUCCUCAGUACAGAAGUGCUUGUACGUACGUAUGCAUGCGAGUUUUUGAGAGAGAGUCUAGUCACGCAACAUAAAGGAAGUGUACAUGAACUACAAUUUUCAUUGUUAUUGAUUGUGUCCAGGAAAUAGUGAGCAAACUGGCCUUGUGUUGCACAAUCAGUAACAAAAUGUGCCAUGCUAUGUAGUCACUUUUCAGUACAAUAAGUUUAUUUUACUUUUUCGUAUAUUUAUUCCAACAAGCAUUAGAAAUUCAAGUUACAUGGUGCCAUUCCUUGAAAAAGUUUUCUUUUUGUGUGUGUUCUAAGGUGCUCUCAUGUAUAUUUACAAAUUUAGCCUAAUUACAUGCUUAAAAAGCUGUAUAUAAAUGUAUGUGGUGCUUCAUAAAAUCUUAAAUUGCUCAUUUUGUAGUGUUUUGUCUUAUACAGCAAAACUGACUCUAUUGUACUGUGUAUACCUUAUUUUUUCAUCUUUUUUUGCCUCAAACCUGUUUGAUGUUGGCAGCCCUUACCAAUCUUAAGAUAAAAACUGGGAGUUGUUUUCAAGACUCAUGUUGUUAGAGAAUGCUUAUACCAAGUGAAAGUGAAUGUUGCAUUUUGUAGUUUCCUUUAUUGUUGCAAAUGAAAAACCAGUUUUAUUUUGUUGCAGUUAGCUGCAAUUUGUUAUAAAUAUUGACCAUUAAUGUUGAAGAACUGUAAUUCAUGUGUAAAUGUUGCAGUAUGAUGGUUCUGCUGUGUUAUUGUUGUUUUAAAUAGCAAGGCCUUCACUAAUGGCCAUGGUAAUUUGUGUCAUUUCUAUUAUUCAGUCACUGUGAUAUAAUGUGUGAGCUUAUUCUUAUUUAAGUGAAUGGUCAUUCGUUAUAUAACAAGGCUGAAAGUAUAAUGCUACAGUUAUUGUAAUAUAUAUGUGCUGCUUACAACAUAUUGCUGUAAUAUUACCAAGUAAUAAAAUUUCUUCAAGUAUA
Schistocerca serialis cubense is the source of this 7249-nucleotide messenger RNA. RefSeq lists its product as uncharacterized. The record is from RefSeq and is a predicted model, not a curated record. Lineage: Eukaryota; Metazoa; Arthropoda; Insecta; Orthoptera; Acrididae. The transcript has 6 exons. Gene Ontology annotation, biological process: SCF-dependent proteasomal ubiquitin-dependent protein catabolic process. Gene Ontology annotation, cellular component: SCF ubiquitin ligase complex. The coding region runs from base 137 to 1819 and encodes 560 amino acids.